Molecule: messenger RNA, 2685 nt
Organism: Cladocopium goreaui
Lineage: Eukaryota; Dinophyceae; Suessiales; Symbiodiniaceae
Source: the annotation of a GenBank genome assembly
AUGGCUGUGGCCAACGCGCUGCAGAAUGACGUGGUGUCGUCUCCCGUGGCCAACGUCGCCACGCCCGAAGACCUUGCCACGCGCCAGGUCAACGUGGCCAAUGUGAUCACCCAGGUGUCGAAGAACGGGGCCGAUGAGGUGAAAAAGGUUAGACCUGUGCGACCCAUGGCGCUGCGGACCAUCAAAAAGGUGGUGAGGACGUCAACCAUGGUGGUGCAGACAGGUUUGGUACGGAAGGAUGGCCUUUGCAAUUCGAAUGCCUUUGGAGGGAAUCGACUUAGUCCACGAAAGUGUCCCCAUGACAUUGAUGAUCGGAUUCAAGUCAGAAUUUCCAUGGAUCAGUGGACUCAUGUGGUGUCGAAGUCAAGUUACUUCAUUGUGAUUCAUGCACGUCUCAUUGACGGAGCAUUGGAUGCCACAGUGGGAGGAGUGGAGGCACAAGAGCUCAUGAUUGCAGCACUUGCGGGUCGUUUUACCGCUUUCAAUUUGCGAUUUGAAUCGAAGUGGGAUGGAUGGCAGUUGACAAAAGAUGAUGAUGCAUGUCUCCCAACUUUGCAGAUGCAUGCUACCUACAAGGUGACAGUGAAGACACCAAUGGAUGUGAGAUUUUUCUUUGCAGAAAGAGAAGUGGUGAUUCAUGAUGCAAUUGCAUUUCUGACUGGUGACUCGGCUCCUGGUGACCUUGCGUUUUUGCCCGGGGGAAAACUUGAGCAUAGGAUCACUCUGCCAAGCCUCAUGGAUGUAUCUGACGAGCCAGUUUGUCUUUUUGCCAAUGUCCCAAGUGCAUUGAGGAUUCCAAAAGAACGCUUCUCUUCAACUGAGAACCAUGAGAAGUACGUUUAUGUACUUACGAAGAAUGGGAUCUAUGUGCUGAGACGAGACGAGGGUAUGACGGUUCAAGAUGUCAUCAUGGUGAUGGGACAUCAUUGUGGAAUUCCCUGCGCACACCUUGUGGGAUGUCUUGGUGAACGUCACCAAACACAAAUGCUGUGCCCAGAUGCAGUGAUUUGCAGAGACAUAGAAUCAGCCAGUGACGAUUUGAGGGUCUUGGAUUAUGUCAUAGCGCAUGUCAACGACCAUGACUUCAGUUUCGUUGCGGGGCAUGAUGCAUUGAGGGAAUUUUCAGAAGUGAUGGAGAGAACAGGAAUGGAUGAGACGGUCCAGGCAUUUGGCUGGAUGUUUGUCGUUGAUGCUAUGGCGUUGAUUACACAGCAGGCGUGGGAGGAUGUGGCCGCCCUCUUUGAGAUACAGAGGCCUUGGCGAUAUGUCAUCAACAACAGAACCAUCAACCCGGAGUGGCCUUUGGGAGGCUUCUUUGAAACAACAGAUGAUGGGAGCGAUGUGCUGACAGUACAUAUGCUAUUGGGUGUGAAAGGGGGAGGACCUGUCAAGUUGGUCUCCUCUGAGCAGGCCAUCAACUCAGGUAACCUUUCGAACCUGGCAGAAUUUGAGGCGCAGAAUUUCAGUGCAGCGUUGAGUUUUGUGCUUCAGAAGGUGGUUGACAAAAACAGACAGAGACAGUCCUAUGACAUCUCCAUUUUUUUGGAGCUUCAGGCGUCUUUUCGUGAAGGCUUUUUUGUCAUCAAUGGGGAAUAUGCUUUGCUUCAGAAAUUUAUGCAGACCAUGAAAGAGACAGGAGUUGAGAAGAUUAUCGACUACUGUGGCUGGAUUGUGGUGUGCAGAUUUGUGCAGAUUCUUGAGUUGUCACAGCAGCAGAGUGUCAGUGAUGUUGGGAACAGUGGCGACGAUCCAUGGAAGAAUUGGAUUUCCAAUCAGGGUGGUACAGGGCUACAGGCUUCAUUCCCUGCAAAGCAGAUGAUGAAUGGGCAGAAUCACUCGCAACAGACCAGGAAAAUUGAAGCUCCUAUUGAGGAUCGCUUUUCCAAACAGGCCGCAGAAAUUUUGGAUCUGCGUGAAAGAACCGACAGGGAGUUUGGUGCAAUGAAGGAGUGUAUGCAAAAGCUUGAGAAGUCCAUUGCAGAUCAUGGAAGUCAUUUACAAUCCAAUGCAGAUCAGUGCAGGAACGAAUUUGCGGCAAUCCGUGCUGAAACACAGAAUCAAAUGGGUACGAUGGCAAACAUGUUCAAUGAAUCUCUGCAAAAGGCAUUAGCCGGGCAUGACAAGGAAAUGAGCAAUCAAUUUGCGGAAAUCAAAGAGUUGCUUGCUGGAAAGAAAUCAGCAUCGCCGGCUACAAAGAGGGCAAAGCAGAAUGGUCGCAAUCAAGAGGAUGGUGAUUUGGGCUUUGUCCUGUCCACUUUGUGGCACUUGGCUGGCCGGUUUGAGCUCGUCUCAGGUCGAGUGUCCAUCUUGACACCGACCACUGCGUCCAGAGCGCGUUUUCAUGAGCAACUGUGGCAGUGUUUCGUCGAUCAAUCCUGGCCAGACAAGGAGCUGGUCGUAGUGGAGACCUACACCAAGAAGGAGAAACCCUCCGAGGUUUUUACCAAACUGCUCAAGGCAAAGGAGAAGCGGCUCAAAUAUCUUGGAAUUCAAGUGGACGAGAACGAUGACCUCACAGUAGGCGCCAAAAGAAAUAUGACGGUGCUCAUGUGCAGUGGACAGUACUGUGUAAACUUUGAUGAUGAUGACUUGUAUGCCACAGUCUAUGUGGAGCGCAUGGUGAAUGAACUUAGACAGAAUCGUGGUUGCACCCAGCCGACAUUUUGUGAGGUGUUGCUGCCUUAA